Messenger RNA from Striga asiatica, 1779 nucleotides. NCBI's taxonomy places the organism in Eukaryota, Viridiplantae, Streptophyta, Magnoliopsida, Lamiales, Orobanchaceae. The record is from the annotation of a GenBank genome assembly.
AUGCGGGACAGCAUGCGUGGUGUUGAUGAACUCCAUCCACUCAGAUCCGCAGAACUUUACCUGCAAAACUACAUUACUCAAGAUGUCUUAUGUGCUUCUUCGCCGGCGAAUAGAUCUCUCACGAUGGUCGUCGGAAUCGACCUCAACAAAGCGGACAUCGUCGGCUCUCUGUCACCAGAGCUCGACCUGCUCACGAAUUUGGCCUCAUUCAACGUCAAUUCCAACGGAUUCUGCGGCGGCGUACCCAAAACCUUCGCGAGGCUCUGGCUAGUUUUUGAGAUCAACCUGAGCAACAACCGAUUUUUCGACGAUUUUGGGGGAAUGCUGUUGAAGUUGUCGUCGCUCAAGUUCCUGAAUCUCUGGUCAACGAGUUCGAGGACCUCGUGCCGCCGAAGGUCUUCGACGAGGACCACGACGCAGUUUUCCUCAACCACAACCGAUUUCGGUUCUGUCUGUCGCUUAACUUGGAGGCAUUCAUCGAAAAUGGUGUUGAUCGAUCGGUACAUUUUUGGGGGUUUUGUUGCUUCUUUGUUUGGAUUCGUGUUGCUUUACAAUUUGCGUAGGAACGUGAGGAAAACUAAAGGUCCAAAGGGUGUGCCGGCGGAUGUGGGCUUUGCUAGGUCAGCCGACGGCGGAUUCCGGGAGGAUGCUGGCGGCGGUGACGCUGAUGUCAUCAUUGUCGGCGCAGGGGUUGCCGGGGCGGCUUUAGCUUGUACACUUGGCAAGGACGGCCGUCGAGUGCAUGUGAUUGAAAGAGACUUGACUGAGCCAGAUCGUAUAGUUGGCGAACUUCUACAGCCUGGAGGCUAUUUAAAAUUAAUUGAGUUAGGUCUUGAAGAUUGUCUAGGAGAUAUUGAUGCUCAACGAGUUUUUGGUUAUGCCCUUUACAAGGACGGUAAAAGCACCAAGCUAUCGUAUCCCCUCGAGAAAUUUCAUUCGGACGUUUCUGGAAGAAGCUUUCACAAUGGCCGUUUCAUACAGAGGAUGAGAGAGAAAGCUAAAACUAUUCCAAAUGUGAGACUUGAACAAGGAACAGUGACAUCCUUGCUUGAGGAAAAAGGAACGGUUAAAGGAGUACAAUACAAGACAAAGAAUGGUGAAGUCAUUUCUACUUAUGCUCCACUCACAAUUGUUUGUGAUGGCUGUUUUUCGAACCUAAGACGUUCGCUCUGUACACCCCAGGUGGACAUCCCCUCUUGCUUUGUGGGUUUGGUCUUGGAAAAUUGCGAGCUACCUUUCGCAAAUCAUGGUCAUGUUAUUUUAGCCGAUCCUUCUCCUAUAUUAUUUUAUCCAAUCAGCAGUACAGAAAUACGCUGUUUGGUCGAUGUUCCUGGACAAAAAGUUCCCUCCAUUGCCAAUGGUGAAAUGGCUAAUUAUUUGAAGACUAUAGUGGCUCCUCAGGUUCCACCUGAGCUGCAUAAUGCGUUUAUUGCUGCUAUUGAGAAAGGAAAUAUCAAAACCAUGCCCAAUAGAAGCAUGCCAGCUAAUCCUCAGCCAACUCCAGGUGCAAUUUUGAUGGGCGAUGCUUUUAACAUGCGCCAUCCAUUGACAGGUGGAGGAAUGACUGUUGCCCUUUCAGAUAUUGUCAUCCUUCGUGAUCUUCUCAGACCUUUACCAGAUAUAAAUGACGCGUCCACUCUUUGCAAGUAUCUUGAAUCCUUCUAUACUCUCAGAAAGGGUGCAUCUGGAAUCAUUUUCCCGAUUAUAAAAGCUGAGGGAGUUAGACAGAUGUUCUUCCCUGCCACUCUUCCUGCCUACUACAGAGCUCCCCCUGUUUAA